UAGGUCUCCUUCAAGUGCGCCUGCGCGGAAGAGUAGCGGCGUCGAGUCAGGCUGGCAGCGGAGAAAACUGCGGUAGCGACACUCAACGCCUCGCCAUGAAGACGCGCUUUAGCACGAUUGACCUCCGUGCCGUAUUGGCGGAGCUGAAUGCUAGCUUGCUAGGAAUGAGAGUAAACAAUGUUUAUGAUGUGGAUAAUAAGACAUAUCUUAUUCGUCUUCAAAAACCAGACUUUAAAGCAACACUUUUACUUGAAUCUGGCAUACGGAUUCACACAACAGAAUUUGAAUGGCCAAAGAAUAUGAUGCCAUCUAGUUUUGCCAUGAAGUGCCGAAAACAUUUGAAGAGUCGGAGGUUAGUCAGUGCAAAACAGCUUGGUGUGGAUAGAAUUGUAGAUUUUCAAUUUGGAAGUGAUGAAGCUGCUUAUCAUUUAAUCAUUGAACUCUAUGAUAGGGGGAACAUUGUUCUUACAGAUUAUGAGUACCUGAUUUUAAAUAUUCUAAGGUUUCGAACUGAUGAGGCAGAUGAUGUUAAAUUUGCUGUUCGUGAACGCUAUCCAGUUGAUCAUGCUAGAGCUGCUGAACCUUUGCUUACUUUGGAAAGAUUGACUGAAGUAAUAGCCAGUGCACCUAAAGGAGAACUACUGAAGAGAAUUCUUAACCCAUUACUUCCCUAUGGGCCAGCUCUCAUUGAGCACUGUCUUAUAGAAAAUGGAUUCUCUGGCAACGUCAAAGUGGAUGAAAAACUUGAAAGUAAAGAUAUUGAAAAAGUACUCAUUUGUCUGCAGAAGGCAGAAGAAUAUAUGAAAACAACAUCCAACUUCAGUGGAAAGGGAUAUAUCAUUCAGAAAAGAGAAAUCAAACCAAGCCUGGAAGUAGAUAAACCAGUUGAAGAUAUACUCACGUAUGAGGAAUUUCAUCCUUUCUUGUUUUCUCAACAUUCACAAUGUCCAUAUAUAGAAUUUGAAUCAUUUGACAAGGCCGUGGAUGAAUUUUAUUCGAAGAUAGAAGGUCAAAAAAUUGAUUUAAAAGCUUUACAACAGGAAAAACAAGCACUGAAGAAAUUAGAUAAUGUCCGAAAGGAUCACGAAAACAGAUUAGAAGCUCUUCAACAGGCUCAGGAAAUAGACAAACUGAAAGGAGAACUCAUAGAAAUGAACCUACAGAUAGUUGACAGAGCCAUUCAGGUAGUUCGAAGUGCUUUAGCCAACCAGAUAGAUUGGACAGAAAUUGGGGUAAUCGUGAAAGAAGCCCAAGCUCAAGGAGACCCUGUUGCAAGUGCAAUCAAAGAAUUAAAACUACAAACAAAUCAUGUUACAAUGCUGCUAAGAAAUCCAUACUUAUUAUCAGAGGAGGAAGAUGACGAUGUUGAUGGUGAUGUCAGUGUUGAGAAAAAUGAAACUGAACCACCAAAAGGAAAAAAGAAAAAGCAAAAGAACAAACAGCUGCAGAAGCCUCAGAAAAAUAAGCCAUUGCUCGUUGAUGUUGAUCUCAGCUUAUCAGCAUAUGCCAAUGCCAAGAAGUAUUAUGAUCACAAGAGAAAUGCUGCCAAGAAAACACAAAAGACUGUUGAAGCUGCUGAGAAGGCAUUCAAAUCAGCAGAAAAGAAAACAAAGCAAACAUUAAAAGAAGUUCAAACAGUCACCUCUAUUCAGAAAGCAAGAAAAGUAUAUUGGUUUGAGAAGUUUCUGUGGUUCAUAAGCUCAGAAAACUAUCUAAUAAUAGGUGGACGAGAUCAGCAACAGAAUGAAAUAAUUGUGAAAAGAUACUUAACACCAGGUGACAUCUAUGUACAUGCUGAUCUUCAUGGAGCUACUAGCUGUGUAAUUAAGAAUCCAACAGGAGAACCCAUCCCUCCACGGACACUGACUGAGGCUGGCACAAUGGCACUUUGCUACAGUGCUGCUUGGGAUGCACGAGUUAUCACUAGUGCUUGGUGGGUGUACCAUCAUCAGGUGUCUAAAACAGCACCAACUGGAGAAUAUUUGACAACUGGAAGUUUUAUGAUAAGAGGAAAAAAGAAUUUCCUUCCUCCCUCAUAUCUAAUGAUGGGGUUUAGCUUCCUCUUUAAGGUAGAUGAGUCAUGUGUUUGGAGACAUCGGGGUGAACGUAAAGUCCGAGUGCAAGAUGAAGACAUGGAGACACUGGCAAGUUGCACAAGUGAACUCAUCUCAGAAGAAAUGGAACAACUAGAUGGGGGUGACACUAGCAGUGAAGAAGAUAAAGAGGAAUUACAUGAACCUCCUCCUGUAGAAGUAGAACUUGUGACUCAGGUUGACCAAGAGAAUCUUCCUGUUCAGAGUGGUGGUGAUGAACUAAAUGAGGAACUAAUUCAGGAAGAAAGCUCUGAAGAUGAAAGAGAAUCUGAAGUGCUUAUAAAAGAUCAGGAGCCUAUCAGUGAUAUGAAGGAUGAAAGAGAAGAGACAUUAGAGUAUCCUGAUACUACUAUUGACUUGUCCCACCUUCAGUCCCAAAGGUCUCUUCAGAAAUUGGCUUCAAAAGAAGAAUCUUCUAAUUCAAAUGACAGUAAAUUACAGGGCCGGAGACAUUUAUCAGCCAAGGAAAGAAGGGAAAUGAAGAAGAAAAAACUUCUAAGUGACUCAGGGGAUUUAGAAGCAAUAGAGGGAAAGGACAAAGAAAGUUCUGUACACAUGGAAACUCAACAGAACACAAACAGAAAUGUUGCAGUUGCACAACCAAUGAAACGAGGACAAAAGAGUAAAAUGAAAAAAAUGAAGGAAAAAUACAAAGACCAGGAUGAAGAAGAUCGUGAACUUAUUAUGAAAUUGCUGGGGUCUGCAGGUUCAAACAAAGAAGAAAAAGGGAAAAAGGCAAAGAAAGGAAAAACAAAAGAUGAACCUGUGAAGAAACAGCCCCAGAAACCUAGAGGUGGACCCAGGAUUUCAGAGAGCAUUAAGAAAGAAACUCCAGCCCUUGAGGUUUUAACUCAUGAGUUACAAGACUUAGCUGUAGAUGACUCACAUGAUGACAAGGAAGAGCAGGAUCUGGAUCAACAGGGAACUGAGGAAAAUCUGUUUGAUUCUUUGACAGGCCAGCCACAUCCUGAAGAUAUCAUACUAUUUGCCAUUCCAAUAUGUGCCCCUUAUACCACCAUGACAAACUAUAAGUAUAAAGUGAAACUUACUCCUGGAGUUCAGAAAAAGGGAAAAGCUGCCAAAACAGCCUUGAAUAGUUUUAUGCAUUCCAAAGAAGCAACAGCAAGAGAAAAAGACUUAUUCCGCAGUGUGAAGGACACAGAUUUAUCAAGAAACAUUCCUGGCAAAGUGAAAGUAUCUGCACCCAAUCUUCUGAAUGUGAAAAGGAAAUAGCUGAAAUGAAAUCCUAAAAUAUUUGAGAAGACUCAAUUUUAUAGCCUUUUGGAAGUUCAGAGAUGAAAACACCAUGUAACAGGACUUCCACAUUUAAAAAUGAACUAAACAUUGCCUUGCUGUAUUCGCCAAAACGACUUAAUUCUUGGUUUUUUCCAGUUUUAUAUAGAGGAAACACUGUCUGAUAGGAUUUCCUAAAAUAUCUGUGAAAAGUUAAAUGCUAAUAAUAUUCAUCUGUAGUUAUUCUCCAACAUUAUCUUGAAGUUUGGGAGGUUAAUAUUAAGUAUUCAUUUCAUGAUGUAAAGAAAUUGAACAGUGAAGUGUGGCUCAGUUGCUUAAACUACUGACUUGGUAAUCUACUGUAUAUAACAUCUAACAUAUAUAUAUAUAUACACCUGUAUAUAUAUAUACAUAUGUAUUUGUGUGUAUAUAUAGAGAAACAGGCCAAUCAUAAGGGGUUUUUGUUGUGGGAAUGGGGGCGAUUAAACAUUUAGUAUUGUGUCUUGAAAACCUUGUCAAAAAAUAUAGUAGAGCAGAUGUAAAAAAUACUAAUUCUUAUGACUCAGAGCUUGAGAAAUAACACCUAAAAGAAACUGGUAUUGAUCAUUUCAAUGCAUUUAUACAUCUUCAUUUUUCAUCUUAAUUUCUUCCUUGUAACCUCAUUCAGUUCUGUACCAUUUUCUUUUCCAUGUCUAGUAGUUAUCAAUAGCAUGUAAUAGAAUAUCAACCUAUAAUAUCAGAAGUGCACUUUAGGCUUACCACUAAAGAUUCCUGACCCAGCUUUCUUCUUCUGUCUCCUAUCAGAAUGGAGAGUAAAGUCAUACAUUAUUUCCAUUCAUUUAUGAGCUAUAAAAUAUACUUUUUUAAUUGAUUGGACAACAUCUGUCUAUCUUCAACCACUUUCUUGCCCCAGCCCCUGCACCAAAGUGUUAAGGUCAAGUAUUGAAUAGCUGUUGGUCCCUCUAACAAUUUUUAGUCUCUAUUGAGAAUAGUUUUCCAUUUGAAAUUAAUGUUUAAAAAAACCAUUUUAUUGUAUUUAUGAUGCUAGUCUAUAAAAUUAUGGACUGUUCUUGCUAUUUAAAGAAAAACUAAAAUUCCAAUGUUUUCUUAAAAAAAACACUACCAUUUUGAUAAUGGUAAGAUUAUUUAGUAUGUUUCUAUAGAUAUAUAUCCUGAAGUUAACAAAAGGAAAUGUAAUAACCAUUCUUUGGGGUAAAAAGCCUAAGUGUUACUUUUUUUUUGCUUUAAUAGAGGAAAGUUACUGGUGUUAAAUACAUUUAUUGUAAACUUUGACACAAAAAUAGGUUCUCUAGGCCAUUCACAUGCACAUUAAAAUCAAAAAGCUGCAAACUACAACAAUGCAUAUAAUUAUACAAAUGAUGCCACUCUGUGAUGAUUACAGGAUUGUUGUCCAUGCAAGGAGAUCUGAGGCAUUAUCUAUGACGCCUUAAGAUCCAGAAGUGUUGUUACUACCAAACCUCUGAUUAACACUGUGAAGUAAGUGUUUUGGAAGGCAGUUCCACGAGUUGGCUAACAUUUCUUUAAAGCAAAUGACUGCUUCUAAGCUUAGCCUGAAAAGUGGACAAAAGAAAAAUAAUUUCACUUUGCUGUUUAAAGUACAUUAACUUGAAUUUAAAGUUAAAUAAAUAAGUAAUAAACCUCUUUCUUUAGGAACUGAUUACAUCAAUGAAGAUUCAUUGCUCUUAAAUAAUCCGUAAACCUGUGUGUUUUUUUUAAGAACACUAAAGUGUCAAGUGCCAAGGAAAAAUUUACUUACCGUACAAGAGAUUUUGGUUGAACUGAAAAUAUAAGUAUUUCAUUACUGUGUGCCUGAAAAAUAGAGGUGAACACAUUAAAAACAAAAAGGCAAGUGCAUCACAGAUAAGUUUCAGUAGUAAUAUGAAGUGGUAUACUUACAGCUCUGUGAUGAACCAGCAGAUUGUUGGCACACCCACCAAAAACAAUCACUUCUCCUUCAUCACUAGCACAAGCUGUAUGCCAUAGCCUGAAUUUUAAAAAAAAACUUGGAAGUCACCCAGAAGACCAAAUUGAUCAUUCACACUCAUAACUAGUGAAAUAAAGAUUAGAGAUCUUAAGAUAGUUUUUGUGCCUAAACAUGACCAUGAGAAAUAAAACCUUACGGAAAAGUAGUAGAACUAGAAAAAUCAGUGUUGAUUUUAUAUGGAUAUUAUUUGUCUCUGUUUCAUUUAUGGAGUGAAGAGUUUGAAUUCAAUGAUAUGUUUUGUAGGUCUUUGAUAGCAAUAAGUUAGCCUUACACAGAACAUCUGAGGGGUGCUGAAGUUCUGCCCCAAUAAGCUGAAAGUCUUAAAGCCUGAUAAUUCUAUAGAAAAGUCAUUUGAACCAAAUGAAAUCUUAGUGGCAUGCCUGUGCUUGCAUUAGAGGAUUAGGGGAAAAAUGCAGGUGAUAUAUCUAAAUGUGCUUUGAACUCCAUUGCUGAGUAAAUCAUUGUCCUUAACAAUUCAUUUGACAAUGAUAAUUUGAUUUAUCCUGUUGUACAUUGCUAUUGUAAAUCUAAUCAGCAGUUGUUUUACCUUCACAUACAUUAAGAUUUUUAAAUUCUCCCCUUACAAAUUCCUUUUGUUUUUGUUUUAAUUACAAACUUAGGUGCCGUUCAACUCAGGUAAACAACUUGCUUUUAAGUUUUAACUGUGUCAAUAAUUUUUUGAUAGCAGAAGGAAAGGGCAGCCCUAUUCUUCCUACACAGAUAAUAACAGAAAGGCAUUUGAUACUCAAAUUAAUAUUGGUUUUCCUUGGCUGGGAAUAUAACUCCAUGGUAGAGUACUUGCCUAGCAUGUGCAUGGCCCCUGGGUCCAAUCUCCAGUAUCACAAAAGAAAAAUAUUGGUUCUCUUUGAGAAGUAUGAUGUUAAACCCUAAUAGAUACCAAGAUUUUUAAAAAUAAGAAUAUGGGUAAAAUAUAGCUAAAAUAUCCUCAGUUUUAUUAGUCUUGCACAUUUCUAGGCCUAAUUCAGUAUAAGAAUUAUCUUUUAAAUAGUUCAUACCUUGGUUUUUCAGUAUAGGGAUGAUUAAACUGUAUCCAUUCAUUUUUACUGAUGCAGUAAGUCCAGGCAUCACCUGAUUGAAGCAAAAUUUAAAAAGCUGUGAUGUAUGUUUAUCUUUCAUUAUGACAUUGAUGUUUAAAGGGCACAACUUGUGCAAAAAAAGUAAUGAAGUUUUUCCUUUUUUCCCCUCCUUUUUUUCUCUGCAGUUAACCACCUUUGCAUGUUACAGCCUUUCAAGGCUUUUACAUACUGCAGGUUAUUUCUCUACUGGAGGAAUGGAUUUAUGACAUAAUAUGUACAAUGUAGCAUAAUUUCAGUAUGUAUGGGAUCAAAAUUAAUAAAUCUCCAAGCCAACCCUAUACUCUCUUGAUACAUCUAAAAUAAAAUGAUUUUCAGCAAAUCAUAUGUAAGUGAUAUAUAAAUAUUUAAGUUUUUUAAAGACUCACUUAGUGGCUGUUUUUCAGUGGUAAAUCCUCCAAAGAGAAAAAGAUGAUCUGAAGAAACUGGUGUUAGUGAGUGCCAGGAUCGGCCGACAGGGCAUACACCUUGUGGAAUUCUGAAAAUAAGUUACAACAUCCGUUUCAAAGUAGCUACUAUAUUUAAUGCAGAGAAAUAUUUAAGUUUUCUUUUAAAAUGUAGAUGGGAUUAUUAGGAAAGGAGACUUAAGGGUCUUGGUAUUAACUACAUGCUUUAUACUGGCCACCCCCCCCCCAAAUAAGGCAAACAUUAAAGCCCAUGCUUGCUAUGCCAGGCACAUAGUUUUUGAAACUGGAAAUAAGAUUCCAUCCUUAAGAACCCUGGUAAUCAUGUUUAUUAAAUUCAUAGUUAAAGAAGAUUAAAGCAAGUUUAUUACAUACUAAUAAUAAGGUAUAGGGAGAAAGGGUUUUUUUAAAAAAAAACUUUUCUGAAUAAUUAUCUAAAGUGAUACUUGCAAUUCAUUCCACUCCCAUGUAUCCAGAUUAAGAUAGUGAAGAUCAUUCAUUCUAGCAUCCUAAAAAAGGAUAAUUAAGUAGUUACAUUUUGAAGAAUUCAAAAGUAAGCUAUUGAAACUGUUUAUAUACUCACUCGAUAUCUGCCUCCAAAAACAAAACCUUUGUUUCCAACAGUUGCACAGGCAUGGGCAGCACGAGGUGAAGGUGCUUUACCCUAUUAAAAAGUAAUAAAAGCAAUUUAAUAAAUAAGUGAACUAUUUAGAAAUGGGGAAAAUCCAGUCUUGAUGUAGAAUAAGAAUAUGCAGAAUACUUGAGUUUUUAAAAGCUGAAGCAUAGACUUCUAGACAACAGCAAUACUGAAGACUGAUGCAUUAUUUAAUAUGUAUCAGAGGGAAAGGAAAUCUAAUGUAAGUUCCCAUUAGAACUAGAUUAUAUAUUACCAGUAUCAGCUGCUAUUAUAUACCAUCUAUUAGGUAAUAAAUGUUGGGUUAGUCUCUUUAUACAUUCAUUAAACUACUCUGAGUUCUAAGUUCCUUGGAAAAUAAUGAAAACUAUGGAUUGUCUCUCCAGAAAACAAGAAACAGUAGUUUCACAUCAUCUCCCAACUCUGGCAUAUUCCCCUCUCCUCUAAAUAGCCUUGCUUUAAUGGUAUAUUAUUGCUUAUUAACUCACAGUAGUUAGAGGCUGGCUCCAGGUAAAUGUUUCAGUGUCUAAAAUAUGUACAUGAUCAUUCCAUCCUCUUGGAUGACUUGAAUUCUACAGAAAAAAAAAGACCCUCUUUGAGUUAGUUUACAGAUAAUGUUUAUAAAAUUACACAGCCACGUUCAAUUUAUUAAUAAGUGAACAAAACUAAUAGUGUAUAUAAAAUGUAUUAUGUCAGCAUACUAAGUAGGCCAUAUGCAGACAUGAAAUAUACUUACCCAAAAAGAUGUUUCAUCAAAUUCAAAAGUUCCCAAUACUUUAUCUUCAGGUAAAUAGCCAUACCCUCCAAAAAAUAUUAGCCUGUUUGAUUAAAAAAAAAAAAAAGACACUAAAAAUUCAAACAUCCACA
Ictidomys tridecemlineatus (thirteen-lined ground squirrel) is the source of this 8330-nucleotide messenger RNA. RefSeq names its product nuclear export mediator factor (gene Nemf). Gene Ontology annotation, molecular function: tRNA binding; ribosomal large subunit binding. Lineage: Eukaryota; Metazoa; Chordata; Mammalia; Rodentia; Sciuridae. Gene Ontology annotation, biological process: rescue of stalled cytosolic ribosome; ribosome-associated ubiquitin-dependent protein catabolic process. Gene Ontology annotation, cellular component: RQC complex. The record is from RefSeq and is a predicted model, not a curated record.